This is a messenger RNA of Pneumocystis murina B123, 654 nucleotides long. RefSeq lists its product as hypothetical. Lineage: Eukaryota; Fungi; Ascomycota; Pneumocystomycetes; Pneumocystales; Pneumocystaceae. The record is from RefSeq and is a predicted model, not a curated record. The transcript has 3 exons. The coding region runs from base 1 to 654 and encodes 217 amino acids.
AUGAAAUUAAAAUCGAACUCUGAUGAUUCAGACUCAACAUUUGAAAAUACUUUUCCGGUUUCAAAAACGAAUUUUUCCGUACUUAAUGAUUUUCAACAAACUGACUUUUUACAACGUAAACUAGUUUCAAAGGAAUAUUUUUAUAACAAGAAAAUAGUUCUUCUUCGUUUUCCUCGGGAACUAACAUUGUCUUCUAUUGAUGCUUUGAUAUUUGAUUCUAAUAAAAUCAAAGAAAUAAGAAUUAAAGGUUCUGAUAAUAUUUAUUCCAGCUAUAAUGAGACAAUAAUGGAUAAUUCUUAUGGAUUAAUAUUUUCUUCGAAUGGAAGUAAUAUCUAUGAAAUAUAUCAGAAUUUUCAUUUUGCUGAUCAAACCACUGUUACUGUAAUGGAAAGGAUCCCCGAAAUAUCACAUAUAGCUUUUGAUACUCCCUCCUUAAAACGGAAUUUUAGAAGUUUAAAAACAAAAUUUAAGUCAAAUGAAUUUGAUGAUAAUUUUGGAGAUAUUAAAAUAUCUGAAUUAAAGAUGCAUUCCAAAAAUAUGACAUUUCCGCAUGUCGAUGAUGUAAAUUUAAAAAGCAUUGUUGCAAAAAAACAUAUGUAUGGUGAUUAUAAAAAUAAUAGAAAAAAAAUGAAAGUUAAAAAAAAUAACAUAUAG